This is a messenger RNA of Trematosphaeria pertusa, 1186 nucleotides long. RefSeq lists its product as uncharacterized. The record is from RefSeq and is a predicted model, not a curated record. The coding region runs from base 376 to 873 and encodes 165 amino acids. NCBI's taxonomy places the organism in Eukaryota, Fungi, Ascomycota, Dothideomycetes, Pleosporales, Trematosphaeriaceae. The transcript is spliced from 2 exons.
CCUGAGGACAAUCUCGCGUAUGAGCCUCCUGGUGCUAACCUUUGCGCAUGUGGCCGAUCUCAGCGAUGCGAAAAAUUUGUUGAUCAAUCGAGAUAUUCCUGUUCUCAACCUUGAAGAUACAUACUUGGAGGAAAAAAUCUGGCGAUGGGAUGGAAAGAAAUGCCUACGGAUCAGAAGCGAUACCUGGUUCCGGACCUAUCUCGCGCUCGCAGCCGACAAACUUCCGAACUAGGGCCCGCGUGGGGAUAGAGUUGCAUCGCUGGACCAGGCAUAUUUUUCGUCAAACAUGGAGUCCCCUGCAGGAAUGGCGUCAGAAGGCGUCGGAUAGUGGAUCAUAUCGUUCCUAUCCCCGGGAAGGGCUUUGCUGAUGAACGUAUGCCGACAUAUUCGGCUGGCGAUCGAGUCAACCUGAGAUCCAGAACUCCCACGGCUUUUGGGCGCUCCUUCUGCGGAGAAGAAGGAGAUACAUUCAUGGUCAGUCUGCGUCUGGUCCAAAGAUGGGAGGAGGAAAAGACUCUGAGAACUGGAUAUCGUGGCAUGUACGAUGCUGCGUGGCAGGUGAUGCAUACGUCCGAAUGCGAUCACUUCCCUCUUAGCGACCCAGACGACGAUUUCACGCUCCCUUCCCGCACCUGCGCGACCGCCUUGCAAUUCCCAUUCGAAGCGACCUAUGCUCUCAGCACUGCGAGUAAAGUCGUCAUCCUACUCACUGCCGACAAUCCUGCCGCAAAAUGGGCGGCUCUGGCCAAGUUGCGCCAGGAUGAUCUGUUUCCGGAGGAGACUAUCAUUAUGGCACGAACCAGGACUUGCUGUUGUGUUUGCGCCAUCCAAAAGGCGCUCCUUCUUUCCCAGAAGUGCAUCCUCCUUCUUUGAAGACGAUGAAAAUAUCCCUUCCCUACUGGUAAGGGGUGGUCAGUCUCAACGAUUUUCUGCUGGGGAGCUGAUUGGAAGAGGUGGUUGACUUAAAUAACGCUCCAAUGAUCCUUAGCCUGAAGGGGCCACUGGAUCUUCCGGUUUGUGGUUCGCGAAAAGAUUCUGGAGAGUUGAAGUGGAGAUCGAGGUAGAAAAUGAUCGCGUCACACCACAAGAGAUACUUCGCACCUUAUACACUGUUAAAAGACGUUUAAAUGAUUAGAAUUAGGUAGUUUCGAGCCUAGGCUAACUCUAUGAUUGCUCUUCAAAUGGG